GGUCUGGUUUGCUUCGGUCUGGUGUGCUUGUAUCCUGGUCUGGUUCUGCUCCUGGUUCUGUCGCCAUGCCGACCUCCCGGCCCGGUUCGGAGCAGGUGGAAUUCUGGGUAGACGGUUCGCGGCGAGAUGCAACGGUGGAGGAUUUCUACACCAUGAGCACUGAACUGGGCAGAGGAGCGACGUCCAUUGUGUUUCGCUGUGAGGAAAAACUGACCCAGAAGCCGUUCGCCGCCAAAGUCCUCAAGAAAACGAUCGAUAAGAAGAUCGUGCGGACGGAGAUCGGCGUCCUGCUGCGUCUGUCCCACCCCAACAUCAUCCGACUGAAGGAGAUUUUCGAGACGGAGACGGACAUCGCUCUGGUGCUGGAGCUGGUGACAGGAGGAGAGCUGUUCGACAGGAUUGUGGAGCGAGGCUACUACAGCGAGAGAGACGCCGCCCACGUCAUCAAACAGAUCCUGGAGGCCGUGGCGUAUCUGCAUGAAAACGGAGUGGUGCACCGUGACCUCAAACCAGAGAACCUGCUGUACGCCGACCUGUCGCUGGACGCUCCGCUGAAAAUAGCCGACUUUGGCCUGUCCAAAAUUAUUGAUGACCAGGUCACCAUGAAGACUGUGUGCGGCACCCCGGGAUACUGCGCUCCAGAGAUCCUGCGGGGAAACGCCUACGGCCCGGAGGUGGACAUGUGGUCUGUGGGCGUCAUCCUCUACAUCCUGCUGUGUGGCUUCGAGCCGUUCUUCGACCCGCGGGGCGAUCAGUACAUGUACAGCCGCAUCCUCAACUGCGACUACGAGUUCGUGUCUCCGUGGUGGGACGAGGUCUCCCUCAACGCCAAGGACCUGGUCAGCAAGCUGAUCGUCCAGGACCCUCACAAGCGGCUGAGCGUGCAGGAGGCGCUGCAGCACCCCUGGGUGCUGGGCAAAGCCGCCCGCUUCUCCCACAUGGACACCACGCAGAGGAAACUGCAGGAGUUCAACGCUCGCCGCAAACUCAAGGCUGCCAUGAAGGCGGUCGUUGCCACCAGCCGGAUGCAUGAGGGUUCUCGGCGUCGCACCGACAGCUGUGAGAUGCCUGGCUCAGGAGCGUCCCGGCAGGGCAGCAUGCAGCAGGACCCGCCCCCGGAGCCCACAGGCCCCACCCCCGCCGCCAAGGAGGACACACCCCCGGACCGCCGGGAUGAAUCGGAGCGCACGGACCGAUGUGCGCUAAGCCCCACCCCUCCACGCAGCCCCAAACCACCCAGCUGCGACGCCGCGCCCGUAGGCCCCGCCCUCACCAGACCGCCGCUCAAAGCGGACGGGCUGCGGCAGGCGUCCGUCAUCCCAAAACUGAUGCCGGGCCAGCCCAGACUGCCGCAGAAGAGCUGCUCAUCAGUAGAGCCCGCCCCCAGGGGCGGGGUCUCCCCCGUGCUGGCCACGCCCCCCAGUCCCAAGAGUAUCAGCAACGGCUUCCCGUUGGGGGCGGAGCCUGACAGUAAGACCACCCACUGCCAGUGAUGGAACCAUAAAUCCAAACAGAGCCGCAGACUUCCUGUUCCAAGCAGACGACGGCGAUUUGAACCAAAACGAGCAGAAGAGCCGGUGCUCCUGCUCCCGGACGGGUCACCACUUCUGCUACUGAGUGAGUCAUCCUGUCAACAUCAAAGAUCUUUGGUGACUGCCCACACUGGUUUACAUGGAGGAGCUUUCAGGAGAUCAGAGAUCUAUGACGGCGAAUUGUAAAAAUAUA
This is a messenger RNA of Myripristis murdjan (pinecone soldierfish), 1725 nucleotides long. Its product is annotated as calcium/calmodulin-dependent protein kinase type IV. Lineage: Eukaryota; Metazoa; Chordata; Actinopteri; Holocentriformes; Holocentridae. The transcript is spliced from 11 exons. Gene Ontology annotation, molecular function: protein kinase activity; ATP binding. The record is from RefSeq and is a predicted model, not a curated record. Bases 66 to 1493 code for a protein of 475 amino acids. Gene Ontology annotation, biological process: protein phosphorylation.